This is a messenger RNA of Carya illinoinensis, 584 nucleotides long. RefSeq names its product classical arabinogalactan protein 1-like. Bases 96 to 461 code for a protein of 121 amino acids. The transcript has a single exon. Lineage: Eukaryota; Viridiplantae; Streptophyta; Magnoliopsida; Fagales; Juglandaceae. The record is from RefSeq and is a predicted model, not a curated record.
UCUUCACAGCAUCACAAUUCCUUAACUCUCUCUCUCUCUCUCUCUCUCUCUCUCUCUCUCUCUGCUUUGUGAAGUGUAAAACAGAAACUUCUAUAAUGGCUCAGUCAAGCAUGGUCAUUUUGAUGCUACUAGCCGUAAUGUUGCUGGCCUCCACCACAGCACAAUCUCCGGCGGCUUCUCCUGUGCAGUCUCCUGAGAAAUAUACACCGGCCUCAUCUCCCGUGGUGAGUCCACCAGUUUCUGCACCUUCUCCUCAAGCAGCUGCGCCCUCUCCCACCACCGCGAACUCUCCGUCUUCGCCGCCUCCUGCAUCAUCCGAAACUCCGGCAAGCCCUCCCUCAUCGAUCUUGGCUCCGCCUUCCGAAGCACCUGGCCCUGCGGAGAGCGGUGCCGUUUCCAACUGUUUCGCACUCACCGGGUUUGUGGUUAUCGCCGUGUCCGCUGGGGUUUUGUUGAUCUAGAGGAUUCGAAUGCUCGGAGUAUUUUACCUCGAGUUCAUGGAUUCUUUAAUUAUUUGUCUGUGAAAAAAUUACUUUAUUAUUUGUUUCGGCCAUUAAUAUAAGUCUUCUUAAUUCUUUCUGGAA